Messenger RNA from Soboliphyme baturini, 417 nucleotides. Lineage: Eukaryota; Metazoa; Nematoda; Enoplea; Dioctophymatida; Soboliphymatidae. The record is from the annotation of a GenBank genome assembly.
AUGCGAAGUUAUGUGGAAUCGCUUAGUCCCGCUGAAGAUCAGCUUAGUCUCUUUGAAAUAGUGACCAGCGAACCGUUAUCACCAGAUUCAAAGUGGACAGUGAAAACGUAUCCUUCGCUCGAACCUGGUUUCUUUUAUAAGUUCAACCUUGAACAACGACAGAGAGAGUUGCAGAUAUUGGUCAAUGCCACUUGCACUGUCGCUUUUUUGAAGCAGUGUCUUUCAGUUGAGAAAUGCCGAAACGCAUGUUCAAGUAUGGGUGCUUCUUCAUAUCGCUGGUUUCACACGGGGUGUUGCGAAUGUGUUGGUCAAAACUGCAUUGAUUACGGGGUUCGCGAGGGUCUUUGUGCUGAAUGUGGUGAACUGGAAGAACUUUCCGAAAAUACGGUCGACGCCAAACUUUCAGACGAACUUUAA